Pan troglodytes (chimpanzee) is the source of this 342-nucleotide messenger RNA. It is a transcript of the gene DEFB112, whose product is annotated as defensin beta 112. Gene Ontology annotation, biological process: innate immune response. Gene Ontology annotation, cellular component: extracellular region. NCBI's taxonomy places the organism in Eukaryota, Metazoa, Chordata, Mammalia, Primates, Hominidae. The record is from RefSeq and is marked provisional.
AUGAAAUUAUUGACAACCAUAUGUAGACUGAAGCUUGAAAAAAUGUACUCAAAGACAAAUACGUCUUCCACAAUAUUUGAAAAGGCCCGACAUGGGACAGAGAAAAUCAGCACAGCCAGAAGUGAAGGGCACCAUAUCACCUUUAGUAGGUGGAAGGCAUGUACAGCGAUUGGAGGUCGCUGUAAAAAUCUAUGUGAUGAUAGUGAAUUUAGGAUUUCAUACUGUUCAAGACCUACAACUCGUUGCUGCGUGACAGAAUGUGACCCUACGGACCCAAAUAAUUGGAUCCCAAAGGACUCAGUAGGGACUCAAGAAUGGUACCCUAAAGACUCACAUCAUUGA